Molecule: messenger RNA, 402 nt
Organism: Drosophila rhopaloa
Lineage: Eukaryota; Metazoa; Arthropoda; Insecta; Diptera; Drosophilidae
Exons: 4
Coding region: 1-402 (133 amino acids)
Source: RefSeq, a predicted model, not a curated record
AUGUGCAAGAAUCGGGAUUUAUUAAGACGACUGAACUGUUGUACUAAAUAUAUGGCUUGUAUUUUCUGGGCAGGCCUUAAUAUAGUCAUUGGAUUCAUUUUCAUUCCAUUUAUUAUGGAGUUCGCAAGGAAACAAAACCUGCCAAUCGCAGUUCUCGUAAUUGGUUGUAUUUGUGGAGCCAACUUUAUUUUAUCUGGUUCUUUGCUUUUAAUUGGAGUUUUGAAGGGUGUGCGCUGUCUGGUUUGCUCAUCUAUAAUUUUCAGCGGCAUAGGCGUAUUCUUUAUUCACUGGUUAAUCAUCCCUUUGAUGCUUUAUUUAGUUUUCUCUUUUGUUGUGUUUAGCUAUUAUCAAGUGGACAUGUCUCCUGAUGAUCGCUAUCGAGUACCGAGACGAUUUUCAUAA